CACUCGCAUUGCUUUAACCGUGGGAGGAAACAGAGAUAACAAUCUGGUCUCAAACACAGGGCCCUCGUACUGUUGCUGAGACUUCUUCACUUGCUUUAACUCUGGCCAAUUAAGACUAAUGAGACGCAGCUGCUGCGCCUGUGACAGGGUCUCAGUAUCCAAAGAUGAAGGCACACGGAGCAGACCUCCUUUUGCUGACGUGCGUUUCGUUGUCACUGCUACUUUCUAAACGUGAAGCCGAUGCUGCUUCAGAACCCGUUCAAGUUUCCAACACUAGUAAUGGUGGCAUGUCAAUUUGCCACGAUGGGUUCAUGUCUGUUCACAUAACGAAGGCGCACUUUGCUGAUCUUCCUCUCGCCAUUUAUGUCCAAGGUGAACACGGCGGAUAUUACCAAGCCAUUGCGGUAGCAAAACAGUGCCACUACUUCCUUGGAGAAACUGACACCUUUAUUAUCUUAACAGUUGCUUCCCAUGGGUGUUUUGUGAGAAGACAAAAAAAUGUGACAAAUCUGACUGUUGUCAUCGUGGCACUUGCAGACGGGGGAAGAGUUGAAAUUGUCAAGUCAAUACCGCUCGUCUGUGAAAGGAAAAUGAAGGAGGUGAACACAAAUGAUAAUCCACAAAUUUCAACACGUGAAUUCUGCAACCAGGAAGGGUUCAACAUUAUCAUCCCUCAGAAUGCCACAGUCCCACCUCUGAACCUGGAUGCAGUCUGGAUUCCUUCCAGCCAAAACCAUAACUGCAACCCCCCAAAAAGAUCCAAGGAAGCCGUCAUAUUCCGCUUUCCAUUCACUGAUUGUGGCACUCAGUCUGUGAUAGCAGAUGGGAUUAUAACCUACUGGGUCAACAUUGAGGUGAAGCAACAACAGCAGAAAAGCUUUAUAUUUCGUGAUGCGCCUUUCCAUCGUACUGUGCAUUGUAGCUUUGCACUGGCCCGAAGGACUCAGCUGAGCAUCAAGAUUCAGGAAGAAAAAUCUGAGUACCCGUCACCACUGAAGAGUGAGGGACUACUGAGGACUGAAAUGAGGUUUGCCAAAGACUCCAAAUACAAGUCUUUCUAUUCCUCUCGAGACCCUCCAACGAUCACCGAGCUCGGCCAGCCUGUGCAUGUGGAGGUGUUCGCUGUCAAACAUGAGGACGGGGAUCUGGUGCUGCUAUUGGAGGACUGCUGGGCGACACCGUCUGAAAACCCUCAAGACCCACAGAGAUGGAACCUGCUGGUCAAAGGAUGUCCUUUCAGCGGCGAUAGCCACAGAACUGUUGUGUUGCCAGUUGCCCCCACAGAACUGAAAUAUCCCUCUCUUCAUAAAUGGUUUGAGGUCAAGCUGUUCUCAUUUGUGAAGCCCCCAACAUUUAAAAACCUGGUAUAUUUCCACUGUGACAUAGAGAUCUGUAAAGGACCGAAUUGCCUACAGUCUUGCAGCAAUGGUCGUAAAUUAAGGCAAGUCACACCAGGGCCAGGACGGGAGAUUCUUUACAGUGUAGUUUCUGGUGGACCUCUUCUGUAUCUACUGUAAACAAUUAGAAAAGGGACUAUUUCAAGUCGGCACAAUUGUUAACGGUUCAGUCGAGAUCUGUCUGUGAUUUGUAAUGAGAAUAAAUCUAUACCUUACUUUAAUGACCUUAAGUUAAUAGUGUUUGCGGGGAAAGGCGUGCAUUAUGUAACAAUAUUUUAGUAAGUAUCCUAUCUUUAUUUCAUCACUGUACUGCCACUUGCUUAUUUUAGGUUUGUGUAAGAUUGUAUGUAAGACCACCUAAGUAAAUCAAUUUUCAGAUUACUUUGGGAACACUCACAUCUACAAAU
Messenger RNA from Cyclopterus lumpus (lumpfish), 1804 nucleotides. RefSeq names its product zona pellucida sperm-binding protein 4-like. NCBI's taxonomy places the organism in Eukaryota, Metazoa, Chordata, Actinopteri, Perciformes, Cyclopteridae. The coding region runs from base 165 to 1517 and encodes 450 amino acids. The transcript is spliced from 10 exons. Gene Ontology annotation, biological process: prevention of polyspermy; binding of sperm to zona pellucida. The record is from RefSeq and is a predicted model, not a curated record. Gene Ontology annotation, cellular component: egg coat. Gene Ontology annotation, molecular function: acrosin binding; structural constituent of egg coat.